UGGGUUUAAGACAGGGGUGAUCAGCCUCACUGUUGGGUUGUUACCAUGACAUCUAACAACAGAAAACUAAUAUUAUUAUGACCUAUUUAUUCUCCUGUAUAUAUGCAUGUUACAUUUUACUAACUCACCCACCAUUACAGAUGACCAUCUCACCCAUCAUUAUAGAUGACCAUCUCACCCAUCAUUACAGAUGACCAUCUCACCCAUCAUUACAGAUGACCAUCUCACCCAUCAUUACAGAUGGCUAUCUCACCCAUCAUUACAGAUUACCAUCUCAUCCACCAUUACAGAUGCCCAUCUCACCAACCAUUACAGAUUACUAACUCACCCAUCAUUACAUAUGGCCAUCUCACCCAUCAUUACAGAUGGCCAACUCAACCAUCAUUGCAGAUGGCCAUCUCACCCACCAUUAUAGAUUACCAACUCACCCAUCAUUACAAAUUACCAUCUCACCCAUCAUUACAGAUGACCAUCUCACCCACCAUUACAGAUGGCUAUCUCACCCACCAUAACAGAUUACCAACUCAUCUAUUACUAUCUCACCCACCAUUACAGAUUACUAACUCACCCAUCAUUACAUAUGACCAUAUCACCCAUCAUUACAGAUGACUAUCUCACCCAUUAUUACAGAUUACCAUCUCACCCAUCAUUACAGAUGACCAUCUCACCCAUCAUUACAGAUGGCUAUCUCACCCAUCAUUACAGAUUACCAUCUCACCAACCAUUACAGAUUACCAUCUCACCCACCAUUACAGAUUACCAACUCACCCACCAUUACAGAUUCACCAUCUCACCCACCAUUACAGAUUACCAACUCACCGACCACGAUUAUUAUAGCUGAUUGAUCAGAUGCAUAUUAAUUAAUUGAAAUCACAAAUUAUUAUUCCUAAUUAGGUUUCUAAAACCAUGUCGAGGGGGAGGGUCGGAACAAAGUACUUUUUGUGGUUCCUCCAAAGCGUCCACUAUCACAUCACUUAACUUUUUAUAAUUUUCAGGCAGCUUGAAAGUGAGUGUGCGUCAAUCAAAGAACAUUCAGCCAUGUUGCAAGAAAUGCUUAUGGCCAAAAAUGAGAUUAUCGAAAAACUGACAUCGCAAAUUUAUGAAUUAGAAAAUAGUCAUGGUGACCAUUUACAUAGAGUAUCUGUUACCAACGGAGAACCAACAACUUAUCCCAACCAACAAAAGCAUUUUGAACUUCCCAGUGCCAAAGAAGUUGAAAGCUUAAAGGAUGCAUGUAAAGCCUAUGAAUUACAGAAUAAAUUCUUAAGUAAAGAAAUUUUAGAAUUGAAUGAACUACGCCAUUAUGAUAUGACCAGAGAGAAAAUGAUAUUAAUAGAUACAGCCAAACUAGAAGGUGAUUUUCUACAGACAAGGAGUAAAUAUCUAUAUCUAUUAAAGGAAUUAGAAAAACCAAAACUAGGUGGUGAAGAGUCAGAAGAGGCCAAGAAACAGGAGGUGAUAAAUCAGUUAUUAGAAGAUGCUCUUGAAUCGGAGAAAACACAAAGAGUCACUGACAGACGGCAGUUGUUUCUUUCUUCACAAAGUACUCAAGAAGUCGAUAAAUAUGGUUUCCAGAAAUGGGUAUAUGAUGAUGACGUGGACCUUAUACUAGCCAGAGCUGGUCAGUUACAGGAUGAAUCGGAUAAAUUGACCAAUAAACUCAAGGAAGCGGAAGAAGCGACAUCACAUCAAGUAAAAUGGGAGAACUUUAUGGUUGGUCAGAGUGGAAAAUAUCUGACCCGUUCUCCAGAAUUAAAAACUUUAAUACGAUUAGGUAUUCCACACGAAUACAGAGAACAAAUAUGGAGAGGGUGUAUUAAUUUGUAUGUUGGAGAAACGAAGACUAAAUUAGGUCCAUCAUAUUAUAAAGAUUUAGUUCAAAAAGGAAAAUCAUCCAAUUCAGCUAAACAGAUAGAAUUAGAUUUAUUAAGAACCUUACCUACAAACGUCCAUUUUGAAUCGUUAGAAUCUGACGGGAUAAAGAAACUACGGCAUGUUUUAUUGGCCUAUAGUAAGCAUAAUCCAGACAUUGGCUACUGUCAGGGUUUAAAUCGACUUGUAGCUAUAGCGUUAUUAUUUUUAACAGAAGAGGAGUCGUUCUGGUGUUUAGUAGCUAUAGUAGAUCAUAUCAUGCCUAAAGAUUAUUAUACUAAAACAUUAGCAGCGGCACAGGCAGAUCAGAGAGUAUUAAAGGACUUAAUACAAGAAAAGUUACCCAAGUUAUAUAGCCAUUUUGAGACGUAUGAUGUUGACCUAUCAUUGUUUACGUUUAAUUGGUUCCUGACCGUGUUCGUUGAUAAUAUACCACCUGAUACAUUUCUUAAAGUCUGGGAUUCAUUCCUUUAUGAAGGCAGUAAGGUGAUGUUCCGGUUUGCUAUAGCUUUCUUAAAACUUGUUGAAGAUGACAUUUUAAUACAAAGCAGCUCUUUAGCAAUAAAUCGUUAUAUGAGGGUUAUAGGAGACAAAUUAACUCAUUCAAAGAGAAUAUCACAGAUUGCCUUUCAUGACUUAAAUCCAUUUCCAAUGCGUACAGUGUCUUCCAGACGACUACAUCACUUACAGCAAGUCAGAACUGAACUAGCUGAAUUGGAUAUUAUACGACAGAAAUUUUCUUCCAAAGCUAUACCAGAAGAUAGAAAGGAUUAUUAUGAUGAUGAAGAUGACGAUGAUGAUGAAGAGGAAAUAUCGUGAGAUUGUUGAAGAUGAGUUUUAGUGUGAUUGUGUGAUAUUUAACUAAAGUUUUUAUAUGAUCAAAAUAUGAGAAAUAUUUAUUUUUAUAAAUUAUGAAAUGUUAAAUCGUAGGCUAAGUUUCUGUUCAUUGUUCGUUGUUAGCAUAUCAGUUUAUAUUUAUAUAUCGUGGGGGGAUGGAUGGCUGAAUGGUUAGCAUGUGCGCGCUGUAUCAUAAGGUCUGUCAUUGAGUCAGCUGGCUGGUUUCAAUUCCCUGGUUGUACGUGACAAGGAGUAGGGUCGCAUGUCCAACCUCGUGGGUUUUCUCUGCGUCCUCCGGUUUCCUCCCACUGCUAAAGACCCCUAUUCGCAAGCGAAUUAUUAAAAUAAAAUUGAACCAUGUGUUAGUCCCGAAAUGACCUAGUUUGUGUCGAGUGGACGUUAAACCCCAUUUCUCUCUCUCUUAUAUAUCGUACAACCAGGGUCUCCAACCCUUCGUUCUUUGUUGAUAUUAUAUAUUUAUCCUAAGAGGGGUCCCCAACCAUUUCAGCCCGAGGGAAGGAGUAGCUGUCGUACGGAUGGUCUUUGUGGGCAUAUCAGACCCUGUUACUAAAACUAUCCGUUCGUAGCCGGAACUUAACCAUGGGGUUAUUCUAAAUCUAAUCAAACAUGUUUUAAACAUUAAUUGUAGACUAAUAUACAAUCAUUUACUGUGUUCACCACUUGCGAGUGUAUCAGGAACGGUUCUGGAGCAGAGUUUUUGAAUUUUCUGUAAUGUAAAUGGGUCAACUGUAGCCUUAACCCUUUGGACCCGAGCUGGAGUACAGAGCAGCUGGUAUACUGGCCACCAUAGGUACCUGUUCGGCAAAUCAGUAACGAACAGAUACCUGUGGGAGCCGAUAUACCGACUGGUUGGAAUUCUAGCUGGGUUUUUUUUAGCCACUCAGGUCCUAAGAGUUCAUAAUAUUAUGAAAAAAUGUUUUGGUCCAUUUUUACCCUGGGAGGCUAGUAUAUAGGCCUAAUAUCGUCAGGAUGUCCAAAGGGUUAAGUCUUUGUAUUUCGCUCAAGAAAAUCAUCAAUAAACGUAUUGAAUGCGGUGACUGUUUUAAGAAUACCAGGAAUGAUUCUAAGUUUAGAGCAGUUAAUUUAAAUAAGGUCUACUGUAUUUAAUCUCAUAUAUAAUACUGUCUCUAUUUUAAACCCUUUUUAUAUUGUCAUGUAUUUCACUAUAUAUAAACUUAUAUACAAACACAUGCCUCAAAAAACAGCUAUAUUAAAAUGUAAUUCUGUAUUUAAAUUCCAAACAUAUCUUUGAAAUUAGCUGAAAAUAAAAUGAAAGCUAAACAAAUACCAUAGCAACCAAAAGCAGCAUAUUUCAUGCAUUUAUGAUAGGAAUUUGUCAUUGGGUAACUAAAAGAGACAUUUUUUGAUGGCUCGCAAUGUCAUUUUUGUAUAUCCUGUCAUGGAUCUGAGAUUUGUGUCUCAAUUAGUUUAAACAAUAUUUGAUUCAGAUAAGAUUCAUAUUAGGUACAUACAUUGUCAAUUUAUCUCCUUAUUGAAAAUCGUAAUACAAAAUACAAUUACAAAAUGCACACUUCGUAUAACAAAAAUACAUGUAGCAGUAUGAUAAUUGAUUUAUAUUUGAUGUUAAUCAUGUUAGUAAAUUUAAUGUGUCACUUUUAUUACAUUAAAAUUUCAUAAUAUACUUGGUGCGUAUAAUGUUCCAUUUAGCCAGAGGUGAUUUAAUGGGAAUCCAAUAUUCCCCAGCUAAAUAUAUAACCACCAUAAAUAAUAUAUUCAAUAAUAUUGUCAUUCCGCUCCUUAGUUAUAAAGCGUAAAUUAAUUCCUAGAAUAUAGAUUUAAAUUUAUAGUAUUUGUAAAAUUGAAUAUCUAUAAUAUUGUCAUUCCGCUCCAUAUAGUUAUAAAGUGUAAAUUAAUUCCUAGAAUAUAGAUUUAAAUUUAUAGUAUUUGUAAAAUUGAAUAUCUCUCAUGAGGCUCCAAUCUGAUUAAAACACGGAUUCUAUUUCAUGUUGUUUUUCAUAGUUCAAAAUUUUGUUUUACUUGUCUUUACAUAUAACAUGCGUUCUAGUUGAUGUGAGGGAUUAGCAAAUGAAACAGUCUGUUGCAAGGAGUUCUUGCUGUGUGGUGCACAGAACUAUGGGAAUCCCACUAAAAACAUCAAUGCUGAAUGGUUAAUCUACUGUCUAAGGUCAAAAGCCACUCGUAUGACCUCUGACACUACAACUGGUCAGAUCUUCAUGUAGUGCAAGCCGUCGAAAGAAUACAAAUACGAAAUGAAAUAUAGAUCUGUAUUUUAAUGAGAUUGAUGAAACUAGUUUCUCCAUAAUUGUUUUAAUACCGUGUCUGUGUUGUAAAGUUUAAACAUACAUUAUGCAAGAGCUAAAUCUGCCUAUUGCCGGUCUUUCUUUAGGCCUGAAAUGUUAUGUUAAUUAGACAUUAAUUAACAAAACAGGACCAUGAUCAACUCUAUAUGACAUCACUAGCCUGCGAUAUUUACUGGAUUGGAAUAUAUUUUUUUAAAAGAUAAUUCAACUUAAAAAUGGAUAAUCAAGACUUUGUUUUUUUUUUUAUCUUGCCGAGGCUAGCCCAAAAUUCAAAAGCUAUUAUCUCCGUUCAGAGUGGAGCAUAUUCUAUUUUUUUAACUAUUAUAGCGAGACCUGUCAACUCUUUAUUUAAUCUCCCAUAAUGCUCCUUUAAUUGAUUCACAGAAUAUAUAUUGAAAUUUAUAGUAUUCAAACUUGGUUAUUGGAACAGUUUGUGUUUGUGUAAUUUUAAAACUGAAAAUCUAUGUCAUUGGCGAGUAGCUGUCCCAGAUAUCUCUCAUGCAGCUACCAGUUUCGUUAUUAUUCGAAGUCUCCAUUUAUCAUUAUAUACCUCAAUUGCCUCCUAGUAAAUAUAUUGGAAUUUAUAGUAUUUGUAGUAAAAUUUGUUAUAAUUGUAUACCCUAGUCAAAGUGAUUUAUGUGUAAAAAGAUUGUUAUUGAUCCGCGUGAUUAUUAUAUAAAGAAUAAUUUUUAUACAAACCAUUUCUAUAUUUUAAUGAUGUAACAGCUGUAGUAUAUAGGUUUCAUAUUUAUUAUAAACCAGUUUUCUCGAGGUUAACUGUUCACUUAUAAAACAGCUGACUGUUAUUUCUAUUCCAUUAAAAUAGUCGGGCAGUUGAAUGGCCCAAUAGUUAGCAUGUGUGCACUGUAUCAUAAGGUCUGUCAUUGAGUCAAUUGGCAUGGUUUCGAUUCCCCUGUUGUACGUGACAAGGAGUAGGGUCGCCUGUCCCACCUUGUGGGUUUUCUCCAGGUCUUCCGGUUUCCUCCCACUGCUAAAGACCCCUAUGCGCAAGCGAAUUAUUGAAAUAAAAUUGAACCAUAUGUUAGUCCCGAAAUGACCUAGUUUGUGUCUAGUGGACGUUAAACCCCAUCUCUCCCUCUCUUUAUAAUUUACAUGUAUAUAUACCUUAGAGAGCACGAGUUAAUCCCAUCUUCCUCAUAGACUAUAACCGGGCACGGUACGGUAAAUAUUUUAUAUAGCGUACUGUACCGAGUACCGUGCCAAUUUGCCCCACUGAAGUGAAGUGGUCACGGCACCGUGCCACAUUGUCUAUGAUUGUUUCUAAUAUGACUGAAUUAUCUGAAGUGAUUACUUCAUGUACAGUGUAUUUUGUAUUUUUAAUUGUUAUAUAAAAUUGUUAUUAUUGUUAAUCUAUUCUUUCUAGCUAUUCUUGCCUUAAUUUCAUUUACUCCUUGUUUCACAAAAAUUUUCAGCUGAUGAUGGUUUCAAUUCCCCGCUUGUACGUGACAAGGAGUAGGGUCGCCUGUCCAACCUCGUGGGUUUUCUCUGGGUCUUCCGGUUUCCCCCCACUGCUAAAGACCCCUAUGCGCAAGCGAAUUAUUGAAAUAAAAUUGAACCAUAUGUUAGUCCCAAAAUGAUCUAGUUUGUGUCCAGUGGACGUUAAACCCCAUUUCUCUCUUACCCCCUUCUCUAUCACUCUUCUUCGCACGCCUACCCAUAAAUACUAAAUAAACUGCUCUAGACAUCUAGAGAUGUGGCUGAGCUUUUAUAGUAUUGACAUGGACACAGCUAUAUAAAAUUAAUGAUUCCUUGUGUUCAUUUCAAAUUAAAUUUACUGGCUGAUAUACGCACAGCUGUAAACCAAAGUUAUAAAAUAUUAAACCCAACGGUAGUACCUGCUUUUGUAUAAUUUUGUAUAUAAUUUUGGCUAAUCCCUCACAUCAUCCAGAACGCGGAUUAUAUAACAACUCUUCCAGAUCCUAGUGUAGUAAAGAUGAAUUAAACGAAAUUUUGAACUAAAAAACGAAACGAAAUAGGAUCUGUGUUUUAAUCAGAUUGUGUUACACAAAGGAAAUUACUUUUUAAAAUACUCAAUUAUAGCAUUCUUGUUAGUAUUAGUAUGAUAUUUGAAUUAUUAGUUUUAAAAAUAAAUGUACAUAAUAGUAGGAUAUUAUAGAGUCUGUAUAAUAUUAGUUGUAUAUUAUUAGUACAUGUAUUAUACUUGUAUGAAUAUGACAGUACUUAUAUUAAUAGUUUGG
Patella vulgata (common limpet) is the source of this 7231-nucleotide messenger RNA. Its product is annotated as TBC1 domain family member 2B. The coding region runs from base 1039 to 2691 and encodes 550 amino acids. The record is from RefSeq and is a predicted model, not a curated record. NCBI's taxonomy places the organism in Eukaryota, Metazoa, Mollusca, Gastropoda, Patellidae. The transcript has 13 exons.